Messenger RNA from Erigeron canadensis, 1280 nucleotides. RefSeq lists its product as uncharacterized. Bases 103 to 1164 code for a protein of 353 amino acids. Lineage: Eukaryota; Viridiplantae; Streptophyta; Magnoliopsida; Asterales; Asteraceae. The transcript has 3 exons. The record is from RefSeq and is a predicted model, not a curated record.
GAAGCGGUUUCUACACGAAAAGGAUCCAUUCCUGGCUUUUGUUUCGGUUUUUUAGAUACAAAAAACUUGUUCAUCAACCAAAGGCAAUCUUCUUGAUCGUUUAUGAUGGGGAGAAACAAUGAAGAGACUAGAAUAACUCAAACUACACAAAAGGGAGGAGUUGAACGAGAUAUGUUGAAAUCCCUUUUCAAGACGACAGAAACUGGGAGACCAAAUAGCAUGAUCAUUAAGAGAGAACAUAGAGUCAUCAUACCUCCACAUAUCAUAGCAGAAGCCAUAUCAACUCUACAUGGGGUGGACCUAAGAUGGUCAGGACCGAUCACGCCUGCAGAAAUGCAAUAUGUGGAAGAAUACGUUGUUGCAAAGUAUCCAGAAUAUUCAAAUGCACUUGUCCAAGGAAAAGAUAAAACUGACCUUAAUGAGCUUUGUGUCAAAGAAGAGCCUGCAGAACUUUCACCAGAUGACAAGAAGAAAUCACCAAGAGGGGUAUUUCGUGAAACGUUUGCAAGUAAUUUCCAUGAUCUGGUAAGAAUUCAGCUCGAGCCAUCAAGAUUACUGGAUAUCCUUACUAAAAAGUCAUCAUAUCUUGGAAGCUUCAUCUCAAUACCUGAAAUUCAAGCAAGAAACAAAGUUUUGAAGCAGUGUGGGUUGCCUGAUGAAGAGUAUCUUGUUUUAUUCACCUCAAGCUAUCGUGAUGCCAUGAUGUUGGUGGGUGAAAGUUACCCAUUUUUCAGGGGUAAUUACUACAUGACAAUCAUAAACGAAGAACAUGACUACAUAAAAGCGUUUGCAGGUUACAAGGACGCAAAAGUGAUAUCAGCACCCGAGACAUGGUUAGAUCUGAGGAUCAAAGGUUCACAACUCAGUCAAUAUUUUAGAAGGAAAAGUAAGCAAAGCCCAAAAGGCUUGUUCUCUUAUCCUGCGAAUGUAAAUGGGACCCACUACUCAAUGCAUUGGGUGUCCGAAGCCCAUAGAAACCAAUGGCAUGUUUUGCUUGAUGCAACUGCAAUGGUUAUGGGCGAAGAUCGCCUCCACUUAGCACUCCACAGGCCCGACUUUGUGUUAUGCAGUCCUGAAAACAUGAGCACUCGUUCUUCAAAUAUUACGUGCUUACUUGUUAGGAGGAAAUCGUUUGAAACUACAGCAGUGCCACAAGUGCCUUAAAUCGGAGUUUUUUUUAGAGCAAUACAGAUGUUUACAGUUUUUAGACAGUUUUGUGCCUUAAACUUAGAUGUAUUUUAACCUGUUUGAGCUGUUUUAACUUGAGGUACUCCACUAUU